Molecule: messenger RNA, 897 nt
Organism: Harmonia axyridis
Lineage: Eukaryota; Metazoa; Arthropoda; Insecta; Coleoptera; Coccinellidae
Gene: Prosalpha2
Product: proteasome subunit alpha type-2
Exons: 2
Coding region: 116-820 (234 amino acids)
Biological process (GO): ubiquitin-dependent protein catabolic process
Cellular component (GO): proteasome core complex; proteasome core complex, alpha-subunit complex
Source: RefSeq, a predicted model, not a curated record
UAGCAUUUCAUCCUGAAAUGUCAGGUUUACUAUUUUGAUUUGUCAUUAUCUGGGUUGACCGCAAGAUUCAAAGUGUUAUCCAAUUACUGUGUUUCUUUACUUAUCGUUAUCGAAAAUGGCAACUGAGAGGUAUAGUUUCUCUCUUACAACUUUCAGUCCUUCUGGAAAAUUAGUACAAAUUGAAUACGCCUUAGCGGCAGUUGCUGCUGGAGCCCCAUCAGUAGGAAUUAAAGCUUCUAAUGGUGUGGUUAUAGCAACAGAAAAUAAACAUAAAUCCAUACUUUAUGAGGAGCAUAGUGUUCAUAAAGUUGAAAUGAUUACAGAUCAUAUCGGAAUGGUUUAUUCAGGCAUGGGUCCAGAUUAUCGUUUGUUAGUUAAAGAAGCUCGUAAAAUGGCUACACAAUAUUUCUUGGUAUAUAGAGAACCCAUACCAACAGUUCAAUUGGUCCAGAGAGUAGCAGCAGUAAUGCAAGAAUACACACAAUCAGGAGGUGUAAGACCAUUUGGAGUUUCUCUAUUGAUUUGUGGAUGGGAUAACAAUAGGCCAUACUUGUUCCAGUGUGAUCCGUCUGGAGCUUAUUUCGCUUGGAAAGCCACAGCUAUGGGCAAAAACUAUAUAAAUGGGAAAACAUUCUUAGAGAAGAGGUUUAGUGAAGACUUGGAGUUAGAUGAUGCUGUUCACACAGCUAUUUUGACUUUGAAGGAGAGCUUUGAAGGGCAAUUAACUGCUGAUAAUAUAGAAGUAGGAAUUUGUGACCAAGAUGGAUUUAGAAGGUUAGAACCUUCUCAUGUCAAAGAUUAUUUGGCCAACAUUCCAUGAAUGUUUUCUGUUUUGUUUAUCAUAUUGUAUGUUUCAAUUAAUACUACAGUAAAAAAAUUAUAAGAAAAUUAUAAAAA